Messenger RNA from Schistocerca gregaria, 3745 nucleotides. RefSeq names its product protein transport protein SEC31-like. The record is from RefSeq and is a predicted model, not a curated record. Bases 14 to 3745 code for a protein of 1243 amino acids. Gene Ontology annotation, biological process: intracellular protein transport; endoplasmic reticulum to Golgi vesicle-mediated transport; COPII-coated vesicle cargo loading. Gene Ontology annotation, molecular function: structural molecule activity; protein binding. The transcript has 2 exons. Lineage: Eukaryota; Metazoa; Arthropoda; Insecta; Orthoptera; Acrididae. Gene Ontology annotation, cellular component: endoplasmic reticulum exit site; COPII vesicle coat.
GUUCGAGAAGAUAAUGUGGAAGAACAGUUUGUAUCCGGAGCAGUAUCCCUACGGGAUAGUGUUUGGUGGCUCGAGCAACGGUUCGAUUUGCAUAUGGAAUCCGGCUCCGAUUGUCGACAAGAGCAUUAGGAACGUGAAGCCGUUGGUGGUGGUGGCGCAGAGCCACUGCGGUCCGGUGUACACGAUUGACUGCAAUCCGAACGAGCCGACGUAUUUGGCGUCUGGAUCCGACAGGUUGGAGACGUUUAUUUGGAUUUGCGCGGACCCGUCGAAGCCGGUGGUGCACUCGCUGCGCGCGUCGAAGCACGAGCAGUCGGCGACGGCGGUGAAGUCGGUGGCGUUCAACCCGGUGUACAAGCAGAUAUUGGCGAGUGGGGCGGAGGACAAGACGAUGACGAUUUGGGAUUUGAGGAAGAAGCGGCCGGCGAUUUACUUGAGCGACCCGAGCGGUUCGUUUUGCAACAGCACGGUGGCGUGGAGGGUGGACCAGCCGAUGUAUAUAGCGGCGGCGAGUUCGAGCGACGAGUCGCCGCUGAUACGCCUGUGGGACUUGAGGUUUACGAUGAGUCCGAACGCGACGUUUGCGGGACACAGGCAGGGGGUGACGUCGAUGUCGUGGUCGAGGGUGGAUUCGUCGUUGCUGCUGAGCACGGGGAAAGACAGCCAGACGAUUUGCUGGGACGCGAACACGGGGCAGCUGAUAUGCGAGGUGGGGUGUGGUUUUGAGGGGGCGCUGAACUGCGCGAACAAGGACGUGCAAUGGAGCGCGAUGAUGCCGACGUUGUUUUCGGUGUGUUCGUCGGACAGGAGAGUGCAGGUGUAUUCGCUACAGGACUUCGAGAACAAGGCGACGCCGGAGUCGAUAGCGGCGGCGAGGUUGAAGGUGAGACAGGAGAUAGAGAGUCGCAAGUUGGAGCCGGUGUCGGACGGCGACGGGAUGUUGGACAUUAUCAACGAGGCGAUACACGAGGCGAGCGAGAACGCGAUGAAGAUUUCGCGGGCGUCGAGGGAGGUCAGGAACGGGGCGCAGAUACCGAUUCGCCCGCCGGAGUGGAUCAGGAGGAGGAGUGGCGUGUCGUUCGACUUUCGGGGCGUUCUUUGGACGUUUUGCGCGUCAGGGGGCGGGGUGGUAAGCAGGGUGAGGGUGGAGGCGGAUCCGGAGUUUUCCAGGAGGGCGUCGGUGCUGGAGGCGGCGUUGGGGUCGGACGUGGAGGGUGCGUGCGCCCGGAUGGUGGAGUGCGUGCCGGAGGGGGAGAGGGGGACGUGGGAGUUGGUGAGGGCGUUUUUGUCGGGUCAGAGGAGACAGGCGACGCUCGCGCGCUUGGGGCUGGACGCGAAGGAGAUAGGGGAGAGGUUGAGGGAGCAGAUGAAGGACCUGCCGGAUCUGGAGACGUUGUAUUUGGGGAACGAGUCGGAGUCGGAGUCGAUGGAGGAGGAGGAGGAGAAGUCUGGGGGGGUGUUGAAGCCGCUUUGCGAGUCUGCGAACCAGCCGCUGUUUGUGGACGAGGAUGUGGGACAUUUCGAGCACAUUUUGUCGGUGCAGAGAGAGGGGGGAGAGCAGCUGGGGGCGGCGUCGCUGCAGGGGACAGCGGAGUUCAAGUUUUCGCUUUCGCCGGGGAGUUUGAAGUUUGGCGAGUUGGAGGGGGGCGAGGCGGAGGUCUGCAACGCGAUGGUGGUGGGCGAGUUGAAGACGGUUGUGGAGUGGUACCUCAGGAAGGGCAGCAUGGCGGACGCGUUGAUGGUGGCGUCCAUGGGCGGACAGGAGUUGUGGAGUCAGGUGCAGGAGAUGUAUUUUAGACAGAACAGAGGUCGUUUGGAGGUGGCGUUGAUGCACGUGAUAUCUGGCCAGCACUUUUCGUCGUUCGUCGACAACGUGGAGCUCGAGAACUGGAAGGAGGGGCUCGCCGUGAUUUGCACGUACGCGCCGGACCAGGAGUUCGAGUCUCUGUGCGCGCGAUUGGGAGAUCGACUGGUUGAGGGCCAACAGUGCUCGGCGGCGGAGACUUGCUACGUGUGCGCGGGUGCUUUGGAGAAGGCGUCUCUGAUUUGGGUCAGAGAGCUCGAGAGUUGCAAGGGAGACGACUACGUUUUCAAGCUCCAAAUGCUCAUCGCCAAGUACGUCAUUCUGGCGUCCGUCGUCUCCAGGUCGGAGGAGCAUUCCGUGCCGCUUUGCAUGCAGCUCAAGUACACUCAGUACGCGCUCAUCCUCGUGUCUCAGGGACAGCUGGAAACCGCCGUGUCCUAUUUGGCCAAGGUCCAGCGUUUGUCGGAUUCCGCGAUUGUCGACUCCAUCGUCGACCGCGUUUAUUACUCUCUUCCCGCCGACGUCGCACGGUCCUGCUUCCCAGAAAGGCCCAAGUUCCCCUACCAGGUCCGCCACGUCAAUCUCCCGCUCGCCGGCAUCCAGGGUGCCUCGUCUGCCGAACAGUCCAGAUACCAGCGACCGCCGCGCGCCGACGCCUAUAAUCAAAGAGCUGGGCCCUAUUUCGAAGGUGCCAACCCCCCGCCCAGCCUCGAAAGCGUCCCGCAGACCUCCCAUUACCAGCCCCCCUCCGCGCCCUACCAACACCACCGCUAUCAACCCCCGGUCUCUCAGCGCCAAUCUCCGGCACCUCGCUACCGCCAACCGCCGGUCGCCCAACUCCGCCAACCGCCUCCUUCCACUUCGCCGUCGCUCCAGCCCUCCAUCACCGCGCCGCCUCAACCCUCCGCCUCCGCCGCACAUCCCUCUAGAGCCACGCCCCUCAUGGGCCCGCCUCGGUACCGCUCCGUCGCGCCCCCGCCGCAACCUUCCUCUUCCGCCGCGCCUUCGUUCCAUUCCUCCCUUAUGAUGGCGCCCCCACCUCGAACUCCCUCCGCCGCGCCUUCGCCCCAGCCCUCCUCCAUGAUGCCCCCACCUCGAACUCCCUCCGCCGCGCCUUCGCCUCAGCCCUCCUCCAUGAUGCCCCCACCUCGAACCACCCCCGUCGUGCCUCAAACCACCUCCGUCGCGCCCCCACCGCGAACCACCUCCGCCGCGCCCUCGCCCCAGCCCUCCUCCAUGAUGCCUCCGCCCACCUCCGCCGUGCCCCCACCGCGAACCACCUCCGCCGCGCCUUCGCCCCAGCCCUCCUCCGUGAUGCCUCCGCCCGCCUCCGCCAUGCCCCAAGCCACCUCCGCCGUGCCCCCACCUCGAACUUCCUCCACUGCGCCUCAUCCCGCCUCCGCCAUGCCCCCACCUCGAAUCUCCUCCGUCGCGCCUCCACCCAUCUCCGCCAUGCCUCAAUCCACCUCCGCCAUGCCCCCACCGCGAACCACCUCCGCCGCGCCUUCGCCCCAGCCCUCCUCCGUGAUGCCUCCACCCUCCCCCUCCAUGCCUCAAACCUCUUCCAUCGCACCCCCACCUCGAGCCUCCUCCGUCGCACCCCCGCCUAAUGUCCACCAGUCCUCUCACUACACCCGUCCCAGGCACCUCAUGACCCCCCCACCUAGCGCCCGCCAACCCCCCGUCCUCCCCAAUAACAACUACCUGCAAGCUCAACCACCGGCCCCCCACCAACAAAACAGCCCCGCUCCCGACGCGCCACCCUCCCAGCUCUCCAACUCCAUCCCCGCCACACACCUCGCGCCCCCCCCGCAAAAGCCGUCGUCCCUCCGGUUCACUACCACCAUCAAACAAGCCACCGCCCCCGUCAACCCAAAGGGCGCCCCCCUCCCCACCUACCAGCCGCCCGGCGCCACCUCCUUCUCUCCAAACCACCUGUAA